Culex quinquefasciatus (southern house mosquito) is the source of this 1645-nucleotide messenger RNA. RefSeq lists its product as uncharacterized. The coding region runs from base 237 to 1577 and encodes 446 amino acids. NCBI's taxonomy places the organism in Eukaryota, Metazoa, Arthropoda, Insecta, Diptera, Culicidae. The transcript is spliced from 4 exons. Gene Ontology annotation, molecular function: RNA endonuclease activity; mRNA binding. The record is from RefSeq and is a predicted model, not a curated record. Gene Ontology annotation, cellular component: nucleus; cytoplasmic ribonucleoprotein granule.
AUUUAUUAAUUUCUUAAUUUUUGGCACGCAUUUUACAAGCUGGUGAACGAAACCAAGAACGAAAACAAUCCUGGAACCUGGACUAAAAUUAAAAUUUUACAAUCGCGCGGGUUUAACGCUGAUAAUUAACUAGCCCUGCGUAUUCUGAAGCUUUUCACCUGUGAAUUUGCUUUGAUUGCCUUAAUUUGAAAACGAGUGUUUGAAGAAAGCAAAACUGAGUUAGCUGAGCAGUAGGGAUGUCACGGAAUAAAAAGCAGCGCCAGAGCGUUGGCAGAACGCCCCGUAAAGGGAGUCACACACCGAAAGUGACCAAACCAAAGCUGGUGAUCGAUUUGAGGGGGAGGAAACAGCGAAAGCAGUUGACCAAGAAUCGCGAACUGAUCCGGAAGCAGAUCCUCGGUAAUCGCAAGCGUAUUAGCAACAGCAACAGCAAGCUCCAGAUCCUGUACCCGCCGAUUCCGCCGCCACCCACACCGGAGCGAGUCACAUCAUCCAAAACUAGCCAACGGCAGAAGAGCAACCAGCACCGACCUCAGCGCAAGUUCGACACAAUCACCGUGAUCGACUCGGAAGACGAGGGAGUUGGCACCAGUGCCAGUCAGGAUGCGAUUCCCAGUUUCUACGAGGACAGAACCGGGGGAUUCGACAACAAAGAUGUUCCUCUGUACGUGAGUCACUACGGCGAUGUGCAGCUGUUGGAGGAAACGCUUGAGGAGGGUGAAAUCCCUGAUGACGAGGAAGAUCUGAACCGAGCGAUCGUAAACGUUGAGGUGAUGCCAGUACAAGAUGAUGAGGACGACGACGUUAUUCAGGUCGACGACAGCACCGUGAUUGAGCCAACGGUUCCAAUGCCAAAGAACGAGGACCAGUCGGUCAUAUUUUGCUCGGAGGUGAUCGAUCUGUCACGGGCGGUGGACCGGAAUAAGCUGCUGGACUUUAUCCCUAUAGGGUACGAUCCAGAUCCGGCGGAGGCCAGACAGCGAUCGCCUCGAAAGCGAAGUAAGAAGCACCGCGAGGAUAAGCAUGCGGAACAACCGGAAGCAGCACAGAAGGACGCGCCACCACAACCUGCCAAAGAUGUUGUUAGAACCGCGAAAAGGAUGGUUGUCAUCGAUGGAAAUAAUGUUGCGUAUGGUCACAGCGUCGGGAAAGAAUUCUCGGUAAAAGGUCUGGAUAUCUGCAUCCAGCACUUCAAGAAGAUGGGCCACAACGUCAAAGCGGUCGUGCCGCAGUUCCGGCAAAAGAAGGACAAAAGCACGGACCAAAAGAGGCUCGAUGAGCUGUACAAGGCGGGUGACGUUCUGCUCGCACCCUCGAAAAGCAUUCCCGGCCAGUACUCCUCGAGCUACGACGAUCGGCUCAUUUUGUCCGUGGCGGAAAAGUUCGACGGUGUCGUCAUUUCCAACGACAACUUCCGUGACCUGCUGCAGACCGACAACGAAUCUUGGAAAAAGAUCAUCAAAACCCGGGUCAUCGGAUACACGUGGGUCAUGGACGAGUUCUUUCUGCCGGACGAUCCGUACGGUCGGCACGGGCCCAAGCUGAAGGAUUUGCUCGAGAGCAAGCCGCAGAAGUGAUUCUUAUUAGUUUUCCUUUUUUUGUUUAUGUUAACAUAUUACAUAUUUGAGGCGCCUGUUUAAACGAA